AUGGCAAGCACGCUGGUCGGCCAACAAACUGGUCGUGAUCCGCAUUUGGCCAUGGCCAGCAACUUUAACCAGAAACCGGCGGCGACGGCGGCAGCAAACAUCCACAUCAGGAGCCGGAAACUGGCUCAGGCGAUUACAGCCGGAGGCGUGGCAACAACGGCGCCAAUCAGUGGCAACAACAGCGAUAACAUGGCCAGCAGCAGCAUUGGCAACAUCAGCAGCAACAUCUGCAACAUCUGCAACAUAGACAUAGGCAACAUCAACGACUAUCAGGCGUAUCGAUGGCCACCUCGGAAGAUCCGUAGAAUCUGCACUAUAAAUUCAGAGGCUUCUGGGGAAGAAGACAUCACAAACCAUUGGAACUCAGCUUCGUGUAGAAUCCCAAAUCUAAUAAUCUCCAUUGCCAGAAUGAAGGUCUUUGUCUGCUUGUUGGCUUCUUUGGCUCUGGCCAAUGCCGGUGGCUUCCGCGGCGGUGCUGGCGGUGGUGCCGGCGGUGGCUAUCUGCCUGGAGGAGGACGUGGAGGCGGCGGUCGUCCUGCCAUUGGAGCUGGCCUCAUCUCCCAUGUCUCGCAGUCGCAGGGCAACACCAAGGUCCAUAUUGGCGGUGGUGCUGCCGGUGGCGGCGGUGCCUAUGGAGCUGGCGGUGCUGGCUUUGGCGGUGGUGCUGCCUCGUAUGGUGGCGGCGCUGCUGGUGGCUGGCAGGGAGCCGGACGUGGCGCUGGAGGAGCUGGCGGCUGGCAGGGAGCUGGACGUGGCGCUGGAGGAGCUGGCGGCUGGCAAGGAGCUGGCGGUGCUGGAGGAGCUGGUGGCUGGCAGGGAGCCGGUGGUGCUGGAGGAGCUGGUGGCUGGCAGGGAGGCGCUGGCGGUGCCGGUGGCAAUGCCUGGGGCAAUCCCGCCGAAUUCGAUUACACAGUGAACCAUGCUUCUGGCGGUGCCGGUGGUGCCUAUGGCGGAGCUCGUGGUGGUGCUGGUGGCGCCUAUGGUGGUGGCUCUCGUGGCGGUGCUGGCUGGUGGAACGAUUAG
Molecule: messenger RNA, 1023 nt
Organism: Drosophila kikkawai
Lineage: Eukaryota; Metazoa; Arthropoda; Insecta; Diptera; Drosophilidae
Source: RefSeq, a predicted model, not a curated record